AUGCCCAUGACCGAUGAGACCGACCACAGUGGCGGGGUCAUCUUAGAUGGCCCCUUCGACCCUGACGCGCAAGCAACUGUGACGGAUUACAUCGACUAUACGGAAUACCUUCCAGCCGAUCUUAUGCGCUCCCUCACCCUUAUCCACGGUCUCGAUGAACGCUACCUCGACUCCGCGCAAGAAGUACACAACCUGACCAAGACCUACGGUCAGCUCCCCGACCUUCCCCCCAGUGAGCGCCCAAGCGCGAUUUCGCUGCGCCGAGAUGUCUCACACCAACUGAACCGUGCCAUUAAUGCCCGCGAAUCCGCCUACGCGGAGGCCUGCCGCCUAUACGAUGUUGUAGAUCGCCACUUUGACCGCUUGAGCUGCAUUCGCCAGAAGUUAGAGACACUCCCACGACCCCCUUCAGUGGAACCGUCACCACCGCCGGAACCGACCCCAAAGCGUGUGCGCAAGGACAAGAAGUCGGGUGCUCCGCGUAUUACCCUGCGCUUGGAUAACCGGGAUAAUCGCAAGAAGAGCGGAACACAGAAGUCCAGAUCGCGACGUGUGGGCAUUGCGGAACAAUUUGCAGACUUCAAUCCGGACUCUCCGAUCGCUAGUACUGAACAGUCUGAUGCGGAUGCUGAAUUGCCGAUUGUUCCUAAAUCAAGACCUCCGAAGAAGGAGAAGCCACGACGCCCUAGCUCAGGGGCAGGGAUUUCAACAAGCAAUGCGCUUGCGCUGCUUAAACCCCCACCCCCAGAUGCGAAGCCAGGCAGUCCAGAUGCACCAUGGUUGCGACUUACGGAGUAUGAAAUGACCAGGCUGCGGAAAAAGAUGAAGAAGAAUGCCAUGUGGCAGCCAAGCGAGGUCAUGAUACACCGUGAGUUAGCCCUUGCAGGUCGUGGGUGGGAAGCGUACCUGGCGGCCAAACUCUUGGCGGCAGAGACCGGUGCAGAGUUUCUGGACUGUGAUAACAUCGCAGCAACCCAUGGCGGUGAAAAGCCGAAAGAUAUGGAAGAAACCAAGCUGAGCAAUCGAGGCAUGAAACUGAACGAAGCAAAGAAGCUCAAGCGGGAGUUGUUAGCACGAGAAGCGGCAGCUAAUGGUGGGGAAAUAGCUCUCCCAACUAAACCAUCAGUCCCUGCCCAGGGGACUCCCGCUAACCGAUCAUCCCGGAAGAGAAAACGGGAGGUUGCAGUUGAGGAUGAUGUCUUGGACCUGGUUCUAGAACCCGUCUCUGCGACACCAGUCCCAGCACAAUCGUCCAAAUCACGCCGUAAAUCUGACCGAGGAGCUGCCAGCAGCGGAUCAGCAGAUGCUGCCAAUGCCCCUGUACCUGAAAUUGCAACCCAAGGACCUGCCGAAGUAAAGAUAUCGCCACCAUUGCCAUCGCCCACUGGAUCCAAGCGUUCUGCCAAAUCGGUCGUUCAACCAGCCGCCACACCCACUCCGCCGGUUACUAGACCAUCCUCUCGACGCUCCGCAGCCGCGGCAACAAGUGAGCCUAGAGGCUUGCAAGGAACCUUCCCAAUUCCCAUCGCCGGCGGGCGAGACUUACGGAUUAAAAGCGCAACCCCUGCACGGAAGACCCCGGUUCGAGAGACGUCUCACGCACCCAGCGUUCCUGCUCCAGCUCGCCGACGCAAACGUCCGGCUCCGGGCCCAGUUUCAUCUGGCCAGGACGGAGGUGCGGCUGUUAGUUACGGCCGUCGCAAGGCGAAACCGAGCAAGAAGCGCAUCAGUAUCCCCAACUCCCAGGACGUCCGGGUUGAUGAGGAUGGAGUCCUUGAAGAGAUUAAUGCCAACGAACCACGUUACUGUCUUUGUGGGGAUGUGAGCUUUGGAACGAUGAUUUGCUGUGAGAACCAAGAUUGUGAUCGUGAAUGGUUCCACCUUGACUGUAUUGGCCUCUCCGAGGUCCCUUCGCGCACGGCCAAAUGGUACUGCCCAGAGUGCCGUGUCAAGUUUAGCAAGGGCUCAGAUGGUAUUGUGAAGGGUGGUUCGCGGCGCUGA
Molecule: messenger RNA, 2001 nt
Organism: Penicillium longicatenatum
Lineage: Eukaryota; Fungi; Ascomycota; Eurotiomycetes; Eurotiales; Aspergillaceae
Product: putative PHD finger domain protein
Exons: 2
Coding region: 1-2001 (666 amino acids)
Biological process (GO): regulation of DNA-templated transcription
Cellular component (GO): Rpd3L-Expanded complex; Rpd3L complex; nucleus
Source: RefSeq, a predicted model, not a curated record